CAACAUGCAUUUCGCGACGUGCCGCUGCUACCAGCACUCUUAGUGAGUUACGGACUGCAUGCAGUCGCGCGUCGAGCGUACUGGCGGCUCUCGGUGUGUCUUUCCAUUUCGCUUCGCUGUUUCUUGCAUCUGCCUUAUAACUGCCGCGCGUCCGGGUUUCUCAUCUCUCAUCUCGACUCGACUCGACUCGCGUCGCGUCGCGUCGCGUCUCGACGUCGCGAAUCGACGUAUAUCGCAAGAUCGCGACCUUACCUGCGAGCGAGACAGAAUCCGAGGCAGAAUCGUCCGUCGUUGGAGCCAGCUCGACGCAGCAAGGGGUAAAAGUAAAGCGCGCCUAUACACAUUCGCGCACGGAAGGAAGAAACUGCUGAUCCGACAGUGAGAGAGAGAGAGAGAGAUAGAUAGAUAGAGAGAGAGAGAGAGAGAGAGAGAAAGAGAAAGAGAGAGAGAGAGAGAGAGGACGGUAUAUGUGUAUAUGACAAGUAGGUAGGGACGAGAGACUUGCUGAGACGUAGUGCGCGUGUGCAGUGUAUGCGCGCGCGACUUUAUCGCCCGCGUUUUGUUGUGCUACGAACUUUCAGUGCACAUACUCGCGACGUCCGUUCGUUGCUCAGUUUCGUCGAUUCGUCCGCGCGACUGUUCGCCCGCAUAUCGCCGUGAGAACUGUGGCAGCGGUUACAACAACAACGACGACGACGACGACGACGACGACGACGACGACGACGACUUCAUCGCAAGGCCGUGGGAUGUUUCGCAACGCAACUCGUCGUUCUAAUUGAGGAGGCACGCAACGGUUUAUCAAGAGACGGACGACGGAGACUAAAAGCGGGUGAGAGAUAAGAACAGGAGACGCGCGAAAAAGGGGGACGAGAAAAGUGGCAAAGAGGGGAGGACUGUCCAUUUCCGGGGGCGGAGACUUCCUGCCGCGCAUUUGCCCCUCUUCCUCCCUCCCUCCUUCCUCGCUCGUUCAUAUAAACGUACCUUGGCGUACGUACGUACGCGCACGUGUGUGUGCGUAUGUGUGUACGUGCGUGCGCGCGCGUGUGUGUGUGUGUGUGUGUGUGUAAGAUGCACCGCCCGUAUGCGUGAGAGAAGAUACGUAACGGAACGACGCGCCGCAGCAAUUCGCGCUCUGUCGUAAGGUCGUUGAGACGAGAGUGCGCGCACGUGUAAUACUGCGGCGUUUCGGCCGGUCGCGUGCUAGCGCAAACGUUCCACACGUUGCGUUUUAACGUACGAUCGAGCGCCCUGGGAACGCCGGGAUCUCGCGUGAUCGGCGGAUUGCAACAGUGUUGCUCGCAUGUGACGAGACACAGCGAACUAGCCAGCCAGCCAGCCAGCUAGCGUGGUGAUCCUCGCCGCGACACCGUCAAUUUAUUUCCCGGUGUUUCAUCGUGGAAGGGACAGCCGCCGAGAGAAGCAGGAGAAGAGGGGAGGUGGCGUCACGCGCGACCAGAGGCAGCGAGGUAGCAAGGACACUUGGAUGUCAACACUGAGAGAAUCGUUUCACGGGCUGCAACUUUUUAUACGUACGAUAACGAUAUAAACCGCGAUUUCGUUUGUGAGAUUACUCACCAACUUUGUCGUCCAACUCAGUUUCGGUUAACGUCGGCGAGAGAGAGAGAGAGAGAGCGAGAGAAAGAGAGAGAGAGAGAGAGAUCCGAUUACGAUCACUCCCCUCGGUCGUGUGAAGGCAGACGCGAGAUCGGUAGUACGGUCUUUUCGUCCAGUGGAUACAGAGGAUAGAGAUUCAAUAAGAAUCCGAAAGAGAUGAACGUCAUGGAUAACGAGGAUACGAACGGAUCUGAGCCAGCGGAAUCGAACACAUCCUCGGUGGGCACGCGGACACCACCUGGUUGUGCGCGAUGCCGCAAUCAUAACGUGAACAUCGGCCUCAAGGGCCACAAGAGGUACUGCAAGUACCGGUACUGCAUGUGCCGCAAAUGCACGGAAACUUUGGCUCGCCAGAGGAAGAUGGCGAAGAAGACGCGUCAACAAAGAGCGCGCAAGCAGGACGAGCAUAGGAAGCUCACUGGAAGAUUGCCCGAAGAGCAGGUGGAUCCAUCGCCUUCCGAUGUAGAGGAUACACCCGAACCUGUGGAGAAGAAACGAAAGAAUGACAACCUCGAGAUUUUACUUCAGUACAGUCUCAAGGAGAUGUACCACUUCCGCAUUGCCUGGCCGUUGAUGUCCUUAGUGACCACCAUCGUCAAAUAUGGCCAGGAAUACGCUUCAGAGGCAGACAUAGCAGAGGCCAUCAGCCGUAUAUCUCGAGUUCCAAUAAUUCGUCACGCGAAAAUUAUUCAUCAGAUCAUCGUGCGGACCGUAAUUUUGUCGUUUCUCGUACAUUUGUUUCCACCUUGAAUUUUGUACUUGCAAUUGCUAAAUUUUUCCGAACUUGGCGUCAUCCUGCCGCAUUUGUUUGGCGCGUUUUUGAUCGAACACGUUUCAGCCAUAUAACGCUGUAUGUUCGGUAAAUCGGAAAAGAUCUGUCGAUGUAAUGUUCAAAAGUUUUCGACCGUACUCGUCAAGCAGCAAGCAUUCCAUAACGCACCACGUUUAUGCGUUUGAACAUUGAUACGAACGUGACUGGAAGCAGCGCAGCAACAACUCGAAGAUACUUGUGUUAUUCGCGGAUGUCAGAAUGAUUGAUAGUAUUGAAGUUGGUCGAGGUUGCGAGAGCUACUUGCUUUUGGCAAAUCUUGGGUCUUCAAAAACAUCGCGCAUGACUGUAAAAUACUUGAAAACAUCAAAAUUGCAUUAACGGUACCAUCGCAGACUUUGCUAAAUCAGUAAUUUGCGAAAAAAAGAAUAAGUCAUUUUGAAAGAUGAUCAUACCUUAAUGGUAAAGCAACUGUAUACACAUAUUGUCUGUUUUAAAUCGUCACACUGGAAUUAUGUCAUAGAAGAGAAUUUGCGAUAAAUCAAUUCGUAUCAAUUCUGGCGUAUCCAACGCCAAUGACUAAUCUCGACUAAAAAUCGUGCGUGUGUUUGAUUCCUUAUCUCUUUCUUACACUGACAAGGAACGAUCGGGGGCGUCCCUCACCGAUUUGAAUGGGCAUUGGAUAUGUUGUAGAGGAUCAAAAAAUAUUAGACACGUAUUUUUUUAUAUGUACUUAUCUCGAGGUUUAGGGGUUGAAAUCACCCCUUGAAAAAAACGGAUUUUUUCGUUUUUAUCAAAUAUCUUCUAAAAUAUGAGAGAUAUGAAAACAUAGUAAAUGUAAGAGUUUUACAGUAUUUGAUGCUCUUUGCACCUGUCAAUUCAAAUUUUUCAAAAUAUCAAAUUUACCCUCCCCGCUCUCCCCUCCACUCCACAUUAUUUUCGCAAAUUUCAAAAAUUUUGUGAGAACAAAAAUUAAAGAGCAUUGAAUUCCGAAUCCAUCCAUAUAUAAUAAUAAUAUGAUUCCUCGAUUCAAUUUUUAGAAAAACAGUACGAUGACAUCGUGGUAGGCACUGCACUGUGCGAGUAGGUAGUAGGUACUGUUACGUAGCGUUCUUUCUCUUCAGUUGCGCUAUGCUUAAUAACUAUCUGUGCAUAAUUUAUCCUACUGCAAGAUGAAAACGAAUUAAUUGUAAUAUGUCAUGUAUUAUACAAAAAAAAAGCAGUGAGUACGGAUAAAUGUGCUUAUGUGGCAACAGUGUGCAGCAAAUGCGUGUGCAGCGUCGCUAUUUGUACAGAAAUUUCCAUUGUAUAUUUCUAUAUUUCUUGAAAUAAGUAUGUUUAUUGCAAUGGCAAGUCGACACACGAUCAAGACGAAUUAAAAUAAAGUCGUAAUGUAUGAAAUAAGGGAAUACAGAUUCUAUUACCUCUGCAAGAAAGAGCAAGCGUGCGAUAUGAAAAUAUAACACAGCAUUAACAAUUGCUAAACAAUAUAUAACAAAGAGCUUAAAUACUAAUUACGGAAUAAUAAUGUAGAAGAACAGGAUAGAGAGGAAUAAUAUAAUAAAUUGUGGAAGAAUAAUACUGGCAAUAAUAUAUAUUUAACAAUAUAUGUGAUAAAGAAACAGUACACAAUUUACAUAUGAACACGCGCGCGAAUAAUGAAUUUGUAUUAUUUUUAUGGUACAUAUUCGUUGCAAUGGUGAUGAUUAUGGAAAAAAUGUGUCAUACACAAUGAUUUUUUACACCAAGAACAAGUAAUUAUAGCAGUUUGGCCACAAAUAUCGCAUUUUAUGUUUAAAUCACUUUGGAAGCAACACCGGUUUCAACCGGUGUUUGAAACUCUGUUGGUCCAGUCUGUAUAUAUCCACUUUUAAAC
Harpegnathos saltator (Jerdon's jumping ant) is the source of this 4259-nucleotide messenger RNA. RefSeq names its product transcription factor doublesex (gene dsx). Gene Ontology annotation, molecular function: DNA-binding transcription factor activity, RNA polymerase II-specific; RNA polymerase II cis-regulatory region sequence-specific DNA binding. The record is from RefSeq and is a predicted model, not a curated record. Gene Ontology annotation, cellular component: nucleus. Gene Ontology annotation, biological process: regulation of transcription by RNA polymerase II; sex differentiation. NCBI's taxonomy places the organism in Eukaryota, Metazoa, Arthropoda, Insecta, Hymenoptera, Formicidae. Bases 1771 to 2364 code for a protein of 197 amino acids. The transcript has 5 exons.